AGCGGAGCGUGUAUUAUUAUUUAAGCAUGAGUGGAAAAGCUGAAUUGUAAUGUGAGCAGAGUGGGGGCAACACCACGUGAUCCAAUGCGGAAAUUGUCCAGGAGAGACCUAGAGAGAGCUGAGGGGAGUGGAGCCGAGCUGCAGAUGUACACUUGUGUCUGGAGCCGAGGCUGUGUUACACUCUGCACCGCCUGUGUUAAACAACAGUUCAUCAGACACUUCGCUUUGGGGUUUCUGCUCAGGUUAGAUGUGCGGCCUCCGUCUGUUGUGAAGGGAGCAAGGGUCGCUUUGAGGUCAGGCUGCUGGGAUGACAAGGCUGUGACACUGUGUGUAUCCAAGUGUGUCUACAUUGGACCAAUUCCUGUGACAUGGCUACUGCUAAGAAGAGUCGUGCGAAGACAGGUGGCGUGCGCUUCUCCGAGGAACCCCCCGCUGCCGGAGCCCCAUCUCACGUUCACUUUGACGAAAAGCUGCACGACUCGGUUGUCAUGGUGACUCCUGAAGAGGAUGGGAACUUCAUGGUCAAGGUUGGCUUCCUGAAGACACAGCACCGGUACGAGAUAGUCUUCACCCUGCCUGAGGUCCCAGCUCUGGGUAAAGACGUGUGUCCAGCGCCGGUACCAGGUCCACACCUCCGGAUCACUGAGAUCACUCCAGCACCAGAGGGAGGGCUGAAGAUAAAGUGUGAGUACAUGGCCCAUCAGGAGGGAGUAUUAUGCGAGGAGGUGCAGCUGCUGAGCGAGACCAACGAGGACGUCUGCGUCAAAGUCAAAGUUCACGCCAGAGUCAUGGAUCGUCACCACGGGACGCCCAUGCUGCUGGAGGGAGUCCGCUGCCUCGGUAUGGAGCUGGAGUACGACUCUGAGCAGAGUGACUGGCAAGGAUUUGACUAAAUCUCAAGCUUCCGCUCCAGCUUAAGUUCACAAACACACACAUAUACAUUAAAAGGCACACACGAGUCAUAUUCAUGUAGAGAAAGUAAUGUUGAUUUACCAUAAACACACGUAUGAUGCGUGCCAUGCACUGUGCUGCAUCACAGUGGUUCAUCCCAGCCUCAGUGUUCAAUGUUGGACCUUGGAAGAUAAAAAAAAAAAAAAAAAAAAAAAAAAAAGACAAACAUUCCUCGGCUGCAGCCGAGCAGACAUUUCAGCUCCUUUCUGCAAGUUCUCCCUGUUUUCACUUGUCCAGCUGUGUUUUCCUUACUGGACCUCUAAGGGGCAGCAGCGCGUCGUUAACUUGGCGGCUCUUUUUCUGUGCUGCUCGAGCUCUGUCCCACGUAGAUAUAUAUGUUUGGGAGGAAACAAGGGCUUAUUUACCAAUUAAAACACGUGAUCCCAAAAGAAUGAAGAGAUCUUCACAAUUCAGGGAAACCGAGAUGAACUGAGGAGCAAUGCCGGACAUGCAAUAUCUCUUUUGAACCAUAAGGGGGCACUGCAGACCACUGGAUGAUAAAACGCUCUGCUGCAUUGUGGCCAUAUUUGUAGGAAAUAAUAAACACAACUGGUUCCAUAUCUUCAAUAUUUGGUGUUAAUGCACUUCAGGAGUUGUAACUGACAUUUCUGUUCUACUCACUUAACCUCAACCUGCCUCGACUGCUAGUACCACUACGGCUUUUUCUUUUAACUGUACUCCAGACUGCUUUUCUUUGAGCAAAUCCAAAAGAACAGGUGCCAGCUGGCCUCAAUAGGUGUAGAGAUGGGACACAUUUGUUGCUGCAGUACAAGUUGGAGGUGGAAAAUGAUGCCCCCAAAACAUGUUUUGACACCGUGUGCACAUGUGUCAGGAUUUCUAGGAUGGAUUUCUCGCUGUGUGCUCGUUGUUAUGUGUGUAACAUAAAAGACGAGCUGACACCUAGAGCUGAGCUUUGCUUUUGAUUGGACACAGCUCGUGUUUUUUGCUACUGAACUCCUGUGUGCCCAGUGUCACGUAAUUUUAAAAAAGGAAAACAAACAAAAUGCCACAAGAUGUGCAUAUCUAAUAGCUGUUAAUAAAUGAUUAACAAUUCGUUGCUUUGGCUAUAUUUUAUUUUUUAAUCAGGUUUAGGAUUUUCUUGCCGUUCAAUAGGAAUAAACCAUUUUCUGUAUUUUCUGUGUUGACACUGAACUUUUUACCCGUUUAUCAAAAGGAUAAGCAGUAGACUGUUCAACAAUCUCGUGGUAUCGAAGUGUUUUAGGUGGAUUUUUCCUUUAAGAAGCGUUUUGUUUCUUUUGCAUGAAUUCGCGAAGCCUUCGGAAACAAACAAGUGCCUUUCACUGCACCGUCCUGUUUCUCUCUUAACUUCAUUUAACCGUUUGCAUCCUGCCUCUCACUGUAGCUACGGGACAAACGUCCAGACACGGUUUGAGGUGAAGUGAGUAUUGGACUGUCUGGGAAAUAAGCAACUAUCUGCAUUACUGUUCAGCAUGACACGGUGUGUUGUCUCUCCAGUGUCUCAAUAAGGCGUUUCAGUCUCUCUCUGGCAUCUCAUUGCUGAUGAGAGGGAGCUGACACUUUGUCUGUCACAGUUUAUGUUUGUGCCAUGAUCUGGCUGCACUGCCAUCUUCCUUAUCCGCAUCCAUUUAAAAAAAAAACAAAAACAAAACAACUCCUUCUUGUGUGUCUACUUGUUUUGUGUUACAUUGAAUGCAUCCAGCCUUAAAGGAAACGUUUCAGUGUGUAAUUUCUCUUUUGGUUAGAUCUCAAGCUGUUGGUGUAGUACUGAUUCAAUAAUUUGAUGUUUGCUCGUGCACAAUAGGUCAAAGUUCCUUUUUAGUGUGAAACUAAAGUGCUCAAUAGGUUUCAAGAAUGUAGCAGUUUAGUUUGUGCGUUCCCGGUGUGUGUGUAUGUUUGUGUGUGUGUGUGUGUGUGUGUGCGCGUGUGAUUUUUAUUUUAUAAUGUGAAAGAUGAAUAAACAACUGUUUGAGUUAC
Molecule: messenger RNA, 2907 nt
Organism: Mugil cephalus (flathead mullet)
Lineage: Eukaryota; Metazoa; Chordata; Actinopteri; Mugiliformes; Mugilidae
Gene: adisspb
Product: chromosome 1 C20orf27 homolog
Exons: 6
Coding region: 369-893 (174 amino acids)
Source: RefSeq, a predicted model, not a curated record